AUGCCUAACCAGAUCCGCGACAUAUCCGUCAUUGACAAGGAUACUUAUCCUUACAUCUUCGAGCAGAAUGUGACCGUCAAGCUGCGUAGUAACACAGGCCUUGUUCGGCUGAAUGUCUAUCGACCCAAGAAGUCAGAAGGCGUUCCCGUCAUCAUCACUUACGGCCCCUAUGGCAAAGAUACACCAUAUGAAGACUUCCUUGCGCAUUCCUUCCAUGAUGGCUAUGCUGUGGUACGCGCAGAUGAAGUUGGCAUCGGCCAAUCGCCAGGUGUAGCCGAUACAAUGUCCAAGUCUACCACAGACGCAUUUUUUAAGGUGAUCGAAUGGGCUGCUGAUCAACCAUGGUCCAACGGCAAAGUGAGUCUGCUAGGCAUUAGCUACUUUGGCGGCAGUCAAUGGCGCGUAGUAGCACGCCGUCCACGCGGCCUGGCCUAUAUCAUCCCAUGCCGCCACGGUGGCAUCUUGACAGCACCUUUUCUCAAGUUCUGGUUCAACCGCCAGGUCAAAUCUAAUCAAUAUGGAUUGGCCAACAGAUCCAAGAACCAGCGUGGCCUAGACACUAUUAAAGGCGAUCUCUCUAAAGAAGAGCUGAAGGGGAAUUGCCGCGAUCAGUUGAUUAAUAAUUCCAACAACUUCUUCCGCGAUGAUGAAUACUAUGCCUCUCGCGAUUACAAUCUUGAGGAUAUCGAAGUGCCGCUUCUUUCUUUCGGGAACCUGGGCAACAUCGUUGUUCACCUCCGCGGUAAUUUCCUUCGACUUGGCUUGGGACGUCACGACCUACCAUUCUACAAUGACGAUGACGUCGAGUUGCAGAAAAGUUUUCUUAGCGCACUCUGCGAAGUACCGAUUGCAGUCCGCAAAUCUCCUUUCAAGCACGAUACGAUAGAUGCAGCUUCUGGCAGGGCAAUUCAGUUCCGUGCCGAGAAGGAGUGGCCACUAGCAAGAACUACUUAUACUAAAUACUUCCUGACGCCGGAUCUUGACUUCACUCCAGAUGAACAACAGUGUCAGAUUCACAAACGCCUUUCCUACCCCGCGCUGACUGUCCCUGACGACAACUCCUACCACCGGUUCAUGACUAAGCCGUUCGAUCAUGAUGUGGAGAUCACUGGGCACAUUGUCGCUCCUGUCAAUGUCUCCGUCACCCCCGAAUUGACCGGAGGUGCACCGAAGGACAUUGAUGUCUUUGUCACCGUGCGCCACUGGGCAAAAGACGGCUCGGAGAUAUUCUACACAGGUUCUAUCGGAGAUCCUGUGUUUGUGAGCAAAGGCUGGCAACGUGUCAGCUUGCGCAAGAUCAACAAAGACCAUCCCAAUCACCGCGAGUACAGACCUUGGCGCGACUCCUUCUCUCCAGACGUGCAGCCUGUCAUUCCUGGUGAGAUCUAUGGUGUUGAUAUUGAAAUCUGGCCAACACAAUUGGUUCUGCAGUCAGGCGAGAAGUUGUCAUUCGAGGUCAGUGGAGGCGACACUCAAGGUGUAGGUAUCUUCAGCCACGAAUCACCCGAAAGGUCACCCGAACGCUUUGGAGACAUCAACCAUCUGCACUUCGGUCCAAGGUACAGCAACUACGUUGUACUGCCUAUCAUUCCUACAGCACCUUCCUGA
Aureobasidium namibiae CBS 147.97 is the source of this 1608-nucleotide messenger RNA. Its product is annotated as X-Pro dipeptidyl-peptidase protein. The record is from RefSeq and is a predicted model, not a curated record. Bases 1 to 1608 code for a protein of 535 amino acids. Lineage: Eukaryota; Fungi; Ascomycota; Dothideomycetes; Dothideales; Saccotheciaceae. The transcript has 7 exons. Gene Ontology annotation, molecular function: dipeptidyl-peptidase activity.